Messenger RNA from Osmerus eperlanus (European smelt), 1639 nucleotides. Its product is annotated as TOG array regulator of axonemal microtubules protein 1-like. The record is from RefSeq and is a predicted model, not a curated record. Gene Ontology annotation, cellular component: cytoplasmic microtubule; cilium. Bases 8 to 1534 code for a protein of 508 amino acids. The transcript is spliced from 8 exons. Lineage: Eukaryota; Metazoa; Chordata; Actinopteri; Osmeriformes; Osmeridae. Gene Ontology annotation, molecular function: microtubule binding. Gene Ontology annotation, biological process: microtubule cytoskeleton organization.
UCAAACAAUGGCUUAUCGAUGGCUUGAAGACCUUGCGGAACUCCAGAAGGGGAUCCCUAUGAAAGAUUACCUCAAGGAUUUCCGGAGGAGACAGAAUAACAACCAACGUCACAAGAAAAACUGUACCUGUUCUGGGUGUAUGCAGAUCAGCGGUUCUCUCAGUCAGUCCAGGAAUCAGCAGAUGCCGAGAGCUGAGAAGGAGGCCCUGGCUACCAACUACAGGAGGGGGAUUCCCCUGAACCCUGUUGGAGCUGCUCCAGAGAAGGUGGGCCUGCUUCCCAGAAUAGCCCCCCAGAGCCUACAGCCCCUGAACCUGGUAGGGAUGGACCAUUCUGGCCAUUGGGAGCCUCUCCCGGCCAAGGCAGGAAGUAGUGAGAGUGAACUUCCUGGAUUUCCCCCCGCUCUUUCCAAAGAGAGCAAAAACGAGAAGAGGCGUUUUGACGGUGAUGCUGUUGCCCCGCGUGUGCUGGGGAAGAAGAGGGCCGUACAGACUCACCUGAGGGAGCAGUCCUGGAAGGUGGCUGGUGAUGGGGCUAGUGCGAGCUCAGGCUCGUCCCCGAGGGCAUCGAGCCUCAGUAGUCUGAGCGUUCUGAGCUCUUUGGACAGGGAGACUCCUGCCGAGUUGAGGGCCUACCUGGUGGUGGUGACACCUGUGGAGGAGUAUGUUCCUGUACAGACUCCUCCUACCCCUCCACCUCCUCCUGCUUCUUCUGCCAAGCCUAGGGGGAAAGGGUCUCGGGCCAAGAGGUUCCUGCACCUGCCCAAAGAUGCCCCCAAAUCAGUGAGGCAGACAGCCAGUGAGUCUGUGGUCCAGAGUCAGGUCAGAAUACAGCUGCAGACAAACUCAGAAGAGACAUUGACUCAGGCCUCCAAGAUGCUCAACUCAGAUGACUGGAAGAAGAAGAUUGAGGGUUUGACAUCCCUGCGAGCUGUGAUUCAAAGCCAUGGAGAGACUCUUAAGUCUAAACUCCAUGGUACCUGCCUGACUGUUAUACAAGAGGUGAUUAACCUUCGUUCGGCAGUGUGCAUGGCGGCCAUGGCAACCCUCGGGGACAUGUACGUCCACCUCAAGAGGGCCAUGGACAACGAGCUGGAGGGGACGGCCCGCGUGCUGCUCCUCAAAGCUGGAGAGUGUAACGCCUUCAUCCGCCAGGCAGCCGACCUCGCCCUGGGUCACAUGGUGCACAACUGCUCCCCAGGCCACGUCAUGAACGCACUGCUGCUUGGAGGACUGAGCAACCGUAACGUAGUGGUGAGGACCAGCACUGCUCGGCACCUGGAGGCCCUGGCCGAUGUCCUGGGGCCAUCACGUCUUCUGACGGGGAAGAGGGACCUGACGGGACGCUUCCUGGUGGCUGUCAGUCAACUGGCCCAGGACUCUGGACAGGAAGUCAGGUUCCAUGGACGUAACAUGCUGAAGAAGAUCAUAGUGGACAACAACUUUCAGAAAAUGUGGGAGAAAUGUAUCCCACAGAAAGAGAAAGAGUCCCUUAUGAUGGUCAUCUCCAAUCUCAGAACAAGGGACCUCUUGUAAGGACUGCUGUUUUAUGCUGUUCUAGAACACUCUCUGCAGUUGUAGGACGACAUCUGUCAUUGAACCAUUUGUCAUUCAGUACAUUAUGGACGUCAACUCUUUAAC